AUGCCCAGAAAAGCAGCCAAUCUCUACUCGACGGCCAGGGGCCGGGUGCGUGCAUCCAUGAACAAGUACAACUUGUUCAACUUGUACAAAAAAAACCAGGUCAGAUACCAGGGUAAGUCUCUAUUUCAGCAGAAAUGGACUGCCAAGCAGGAAACAAGAGCCUACCAUGGUGAACACUUGACAGAGUCCAGAUGGAAAACUCUUUUUAGUCCCGACUUGGAGUCUGUGGCCCAGUUGGACGCCUCGUUGAAGGGUGUGGAUGUGGCCCCCACCCCCAUGGUGUUGCAGACGUAUGCUACUUUGGAGAAAAGAUUGGAGUUUGCCUUGUUCAGAGCCAUGUUUGCCUCCUCUAUCAGACAAGCACGUGAGUUCAUUAAAAACGGUCAUGUCAAGGUCAACGGCGUUACCAUCAAGCAUCCCUCCUUCCCAUUGAAGAGUGGAGAUGUGUUUUCCGUCAACCCAGACAAGGUGAUGCUUGCCAUGGGCCGUGUGAAGCCCAGUGUCGAGCAGGCCGUCAAGGUUGACAACAGACAAAUUGGCGUGUGGAACAAGUAUGUUUCCUUUGUCAGACAAAACCCCAAGGAUGUAUGGGACAUGAAGCAGAACAAGCCAGAGUCUUUGAACACCUUGGACUCCAGCAACAAGGUCGACAAGCUUGAAGCAGUCAAGAAGUUCAACAGCGAUGUGGAGAAGGUCAUGCUUGCACAACAAAGGGCUACAACCAGAGAAUCUAUCUUGUCCAAAAUCUUGGCUGUAGCUAAGGGUAAAGAUGUGGAGGAGCUCAAGCCAACAGCUUUUGCCAAGGUAGCUCUUCAUAAAGGUGACGACGCCAAGUGCCUCGAAGCAUACAAGAUCUUGAAGCAGGCGGAUAGUGAGUUGUUGGGUGCGUACUCUCAGGAAAAUUGUAAGAAGUACAUUUCCACCAAAAGCACCGACUUUGCAUCGAAGGAAGCAGCCAAGACUGCCGCUCAGGUGAAGAAAGUUUUGUCUGAGAUUGUUUCUCUGCAGUUGGAGCAGCUUCGUACCAACGCUGAGCAGCAGAAGUUGCCUGAGGACUCGAAAUUGGUGCCAUACUCCACCUCUUUCGGAAAGUCCUUGCUGACACACAUUCCAUUGUCGAAAGACGCUGUGGUGGAAGAUGAGUCAAGUGCCAAGGUGAAUCUUCCAUGGCAAAAUGGCUUGUUCGGUCGUCAGGACCCAUCCAAGCCAUACUUCACACCAUGGACCCCCAGACCUUUCAUUGGAGCAUUUGCAGUGUUGCCUCAUCAUAUUGAGAUUUCCUUCGAGACGUGCCAUGCUGUGUACUUGAACGACCCUGUGGCUAGACCUGGUCAUUCGGAGGUGAUCACGCCCUUCCCCGAACACGUUCACGAGAGAGCGUACAUGUACUAUGUGAGAAAGGGUUUGUAA
Sungouiella intermedia is the source of this 1410-nucleotide messenger RNA. The record is from the annotation of a GenBank genome assembly. NCBI's taxonomy places the organism in Eukaryota, Fungi, Ascomycota, Pichiomycetes, Serinales, Metschnikowiaceae.